GCUCGGGCUGCUCGGGCGGGCAGCUGGCAGGUCGGGCAACCGUUAGCGCAGGUGGGCCGCCGUGGGACUCACCUGCCGUAUCGAGCAUAGGCGCGAGCACGAUAUCGACGCGGUGCACCGACUCGGCGACUCGACAACGUCAGCGACCCAACGUCAGGGAUUCUGCCGAGGGGCAGCGGCCACCACCGGCCUAUCUUACCGCUGCUUGCCUGCACAUCCUGCCCUCUCUGUGCGUGACGGGUGCUGUAGUGUAGCUUCCAGGGUUGUGAUAUGCUUUCCGUGGUUGCCUUGAGUUCGAUCGCGAGGUAGCAGCAGGAGCCACCGCUACCGUCCUCCACGCUGCUGUACCGUGUAAUCACUGCUGCGAGUCUGCGAGUCUGCCGCCCACCACCACCACCGCCGCCACCACCACUACUACCACCACUACCACCACUGCAGGUCUCGGAACUCGUCCCCUCGCCUCGUACGCCUGCAGCAGCGUCAGAGACUCGGUAAGUCUUCCUACCCCCCUUCUUGGCUCCCCUCACCAUCGAGCUAUAUCAACACCUGGUGCGUCUUCCCACGGCCGUGGACAUUGGACAUUGGACAUUGAACAUUCUGCCUGUCUGCCUCCCCGUCUUCGAACCCGCCAAGAUGGUAGCCAAGACGAGUACCAAGGCCGUGCUUUGCGGGACACUGGCCCUUGCAACCGGUGCCGACUGUCUCCGGACCUCCUUCACGGUCAGCGAGCUCAGAAGCAUCGUAGCACGCGAGGCUUCUCUGCAGGGCGAGUACACCAGCGUCCAGACUGCUCGGCAGGCCGCCGUUGCUGCCGACACCAACCCCAGCCUGCUCUACCCGGCCCACAACCUGUCCGUGCCUAUCGACCACUUCCACAACGACACUUUAUAUGAGCCCCAUACCAAUGACACCUUCAAUCUGAGGUACUGGUUCGAUGCGAGCCACUAUCAACCCGGCGGGCCCGUCAUUGUUCUGCAGAGCGGCGAAACCUCUGGUGUUGGCCGCCUGCCCUUCCUCCAAAAGGGCAUCGUGUCUAUUCUUUCGCAAGCCACAGGUGGCUUAGGAGUCAUCCUGGAACACCGUUACUAUGGCACAAGUUUCCCUGUCUCCGACCUCAGCAUCGAGAGCCUGCGCUUCCUCACAACCGACCAAGCCCUGGCGGACAUGGCCUACUUUGCCCAGAACGUCAAGUUCCCAGGGCUUGAGGAUGUCGAUCUCACUUCAGCCAGCGCUCCGUACAUCGCAUAUGGAGGCUCGUAUGCUGGAGCUUUUGUCGCCUUCCUCCGCAAGCUCUACCCGGACGUCUACUGGGGUGCCAUUUCAAGCUCCGGUGUCACAGAGGCCAUCUACGACUACUGGGCAUACUACGAAGCCGCGAGGCUAUACGCACCAGGCGACUGUGCCACCACGACGCAAAAGCUGACCAAUGUCGUCGACAACAUCCUGAUCGGCCAGAAUGGUACCGAAUGGGUGCAGAGGCUCAAGGACGUCUUCGGGCUGGGCAAUGUCACCCGGGACGACGACUUUGCUGGCUCAAUCUCGGGCGGGAUUGGCGGUCUGCAAGGCACCAACUGGGACCCGGCCAUCAACAGCACUAGGUUUGGUGUGUAUUGCGAUACCGUGUCCAGCGAUGCAAUCAUCUACAACGCCACAGUGGCGAGGAAGGCCGAGGCUGUCGAGAUACUAAAGGCCGGAGGCUACGAGGACGAGGUCGACGCGCUCACCAACCGGUUCCUCAACUACAUCGGCUACGUCAACCGUACUGUGGUUGCGAGCUGUGCGUCUCGUGGGUCAACUCAGGACGAGUGUGUGACAAACUAUGACUCCGAGUUCUACAAGCAGGACGAUAUUGGACAGACAUGGCGGGCGUGGCCCUGGCAGUACUGUUUUGAGUGGGGUUACCUCCAGACCGGGUCUGGCGUUCCGGCAGACCAGCUCCCUCUGGUCUCCCGCCUGAUCGAUCUGGACUACUCUUCGGUCAUCUGCAAAGAGGCGUUCAACAUCACCACACCCUCGCAGGUGGAGCGGAUCAACCAGUGGGGCGGUUUCAAUAUUUCAUACCCACGGCUGGCCAUCAUCGACGGCGAAAAGGACCCCUGGCGACAGUCUACACCCCACGCUAUCGGCCUCCCGGAUAGGGUCUCCACAAUAAGCGAGCCGUUCAUCCUGAUCGAAGACGGAGUGCACCACUGGGAUGAGAACGGGCUGUUCCCAAACCAGACCACAGCCGACCUGCCUCCUGCCCCUGUCAAAGAGGCCCAGGCCCAGGAGGUCGAAUUCGUAAAGGCGUGGGUGGAGGAGUGGAAGCAGGCCAAGGGUAAAUCCCAAGAGUCUGUGCCCGAGGUUGAGAUGGAGCUGUAACGGUGGACUCAAGGCAUCUGAAGGGCUGACGAGCCCCGGCAGCUGGGUCGAGGUUCAAGUCAUUCCUUGAGGACAGAGUGGCCAGGAUAUGCAUGCGCAGGACACUUGGUCGACCAAAUAAGAUCCUGUAAAUUAGCUAUUCUAGACCAGUUUGAUGCCAGUUCUGCCACUUGAAGAGUGUUGUAGAUACUUAAUUAAGUACUAAUAAGUGAC
Diaporthe batatas is the source of this 2574-nucleotide messenger RNA. RefSeq lists its product as uncharacterized. NCBI's taxonomy places the organism in Eukaryota, Fungi, Ascomycota, Sordariomycetes, Diaporthales, Diaporthaceae. The transcript has 3 exons. The record is from RefSeq and is a predicted model, not a curated record. Gene Ontology annotation, biological process: proteolysis. Gene Ontology annotation, molecular function: serine-type exopeptidase activity; dipeptidyl-peptidase activity. The coding region runs from base 634 to 2361 and encodes 575 amino acids.